AUGGCGCAAGCAGGUCCUAUUACGGACAUCACUCAGCGACUCUUUAGUGAGUUGAAGUCCAAGAAUGAGGAGACGCGGGUAAGAGCUUCAUUUGAGCUCUACGAUAAUGUCCUGGCUAUCUCGAGAGAUUGGCCUCCGGAGAAGUUCCUCGAAUUCUAUAACGCUGUCAGUCAACGCAUCGCGCAGCUCGUGGUCACCGGCAGUGACGCACAUGAACGGAUCGGCGGCCUUUUGGCUCUCGAUCGCUUGAUUGAUUUCGAUGGUGUCGAUGCGGCUCAGAAAACCACUCGAUUCGCUAGUUAUCUGCGCAGCGCCUUGCGGAGCAACGACAAUGCAGUGUUGGUCUAUGCAGCCCGAUCUUUGGGACGUUUGGCGAAGCCGGGCGGCGCUCUUACUGCAGAAUUGGUCGAAAGCGAGAUCCAGUCAGCAUUAGAAUGGCUGCAGUCUGAACGACAGGAAAGCAGGCGCUUCGCUGCUGUGCUUGUCAUAAGAGAGCUUGCCAAAGGCUCGCCAACUCUUCUUUACGGCUUCGUUCCACAGAUCUUCGAUCUAAUAUGGGUCGCUCUGCGGGACCCCAAGGUUCUUAUCCGAGAAACAGCCGCGGAAGCGGUCUCUGAGUGUUUCGAGAUUAUAGCCGCCAGAGACGCUCAAGUCCGACAACUGUGGUUUGCGAGAAUAUACGAGGAAGCACUUCUGGGCCUUAGGUCAAGCAACGUGGACUCGGUACAUGGAUCGCUCCUAGUACUCAAGGAGCUUCUCCUCAAAGGAGCAAUGUUCAUGAACGAGCAUUAUCGGAAUGCAUGUGAGAUUGUCCUCCGUCUAAAGGAUCACCGUGACCAUAAGAUUCGGGCCCAAGUUGUCCAGACGAUCCCUAUACUUGCCUCCUACGCGCCUGUCGACUUUACAGAAACAUACCUACAUAGGUUCAUGAUUUACCUGCAGGCACAACUGAAGAGAGACAAGGAACGAGACGCAGCAUUCAUAGCGAUUGGAAAAAUCGCCAAUGCAGUGGGUGCUGCCAUUGCACAGUAUCUUGAUGGAAUCAUUAUCUACAUACGCGAAGGAUUGGCCCUGAAAGCUCGAAACCGAGCUGCUGUAAAUGAAGCACCAAUGUUUGAGUGCAUCAGCAUGCUAUCUUUGGCUGUUGAGCAGGCGCUCAGUAAAUACAUGGAAUCUUUGCUUGACCCUAUAUUUGCAUGCGGGUUGAGCGAAUCACUGACGCAAGCGCUUGUCGACAUGGCUCACUAUAUCCCGCCUAUCAAACCUACCAUCCAGGAAAAGCUCUUGGAUAUGCUCAGCCUGAUCCUUCAUGGGACACCCUUCCGUCCCCUCGGUUGCCCAGAGAGCAGGCUACCUCCCAUGCCGUCAUUCGCAAAGGACUUCGCUCCUCAAGAGUUGCACUCUGAUGCAGAAAUUGCUCUGGCGCUUCAUACCCUGGGGAGUUUUGAUUUCUCCGGUCACAUUCUCAAUGAAUUUGUGCGCGAUGUAGCCAUUAAUUACGUUGAGAACGACAAUCCUGAGAUUCGGAAGGCUGCAGCGCUCACUUGCUGCCAGCUUUUUGUCCAUGAUCCGAUCAUCAAUCAGACAAGCAGUCACUCCAUACAGGUUGUCAGUGAAGUUAUUGAUAAAUUAUUGACUGUCGGGAUCGGUGACCCAGACCCGGAGAUCCGACGUACCGUACUAUGGUCACUGGAUCGAAAAUUCGAUCGUCAUCUCGCAAGACCAGAAAACAUCCGCUGCCUGUUCUUGGCCGUAAACGACGAAGUAUUUGCCGUUCGGGAAGCUGCAAUUUGCAUCAUUGGCCGCCUUUCGAGCGUCAACCCAGCCUAUGUGUUCCCGCCACUACGGAAAUUGCUAGUGAAUCUUCUGACAGGGCUUGGGUUCGCGAGCACAGCCCGACAGAAAGAGGAGAGUGCUCAACUCAUCAGCCUAUUCGUAUCAAAUGCGACCAAACUUAUUAGGUCGUAUGUCGAUCCUAUGGUGACAACGUUACUUCCGAAGGCGACGGAUGCCAACCCAGGCGUCGCCUCGACCACAUUGAAAGCUGUCGGGGAACUUGCGAGUGUCGGGGGCGCGGAAAUGAGAAAUUACCUCCCGCAGCUCAUGCCAAUUAUCCUGGACUCGUUGCAGGAUCUCUCUUCCCAUGCUAAGCGAGAGUCGGCUUUGCGGACGCUGGGCCAAUUAGCCAGCAACUCUGGCUAUGUCAUCGAUCCGUUUCUGGAAUAUCCUCAUUUACUUGCCGUUCUCAUUAAUAUCAUCAAGACUGAGCAAACUGGGUCGCUGCGCAAAGAGACCAUCAAGUUACUGGGAAUCCUUGGUGCUCUUGAUCCGUACAAGUACCAACAGAUCAGUGAAAUCGAACCCGAUGUCCACCACAUCAACGAAAUUCAGACAGUUUCUGAUGUUGCCCUCAUAAUGCAGGGCCUCACGCCUUCCAACGAGGAGUAUUAUCCAACCGUGGUCAUCCAUACCUUGAUGCAGAAUAUCUUGCGUGAGAAUUCUCUCGCUCAGUACCACUCUGCGGUCAUUGAUGCGAUUGUUACAAUCUUCAAAACUCUGGGUCUGAAGUGCGUACCGUUUUUAGGGCAGAUCAUUCCCGGCUUCAUAUCUGUCAUCCGAGGUUCGCCGCCUAGCCGCCUAGAGUCCUACUUCAAUCAGAUGGCUAUCUUGGUGAAUAUUGUCCGACAGCAUAUUCGAGCCUUCCUUCCGGAGAUUAUCGAGGUCAUCCAGGAAUUUUGGGAUUCAUCCUACCAAGUGCAAGCGACUAUCUUGUCACUUGUUGAAGCGAUAGCCAAGUCUCUGGAGGGUGAGUUCAAAAAGUACCUGGCAGCCAUGAUUCCUUCAAUGUUGGACACUCUUGAGAAGGACAACACGCCUCGCCGCCAGCCUUCAGAAAGGAUUCUGCAUGCGUUCCUCAUCUUUGGCGCCAGUGGGGAAGAAUACAUGCAUCUGAUCAUCCCAUCUAUGGUACGGCUCUUUGAGAGAGCCCAGAAUCCUCAAAGUAUCAGGAAAUCGGCCAUCGAUAGCCUUACAAAGCUGUCGCGACAAGUAAAUGUUUCUGAUUUUGCAUCUUUGAUGAUUCACUCUUUGGCUCGGGUUGUUGCAGGCAACGACCGGACCUUAAGACAAGCAGCCAUGGACUGUAUCUGUGCUCUUAUCUUCCAGCUCGGCCAGGAUUUCUGCCACUACAUAAAUCUCCUGAACAAGGUCUUGACGCAUCACCAGAUCAAUCAUGUCAAUUACCAGAUUCUAGUUUCCAAGCUCCAAAAGGGCGAUCCGUUGCCACAGGACUUGAAUCCCGAUGAAACUACGGGUACACUGGCGGAUGAAUCUAGCUAUUCUGACAUUGGCCAGAAGAAGAUGGUUGUGAAUCAGCAACAUCUGAAGAAUGCUUGGGAUGCCUCUCAGAAGUCAACGCGUGAAGACUGGCAGGAAUGGAUACGAAGAUUCAGCGUCGAGCUCCUGAAAGAAUCACCUUCACCAGCACUCCGAGCAUGCGCCAGUUUGGCUGGUAUCUACCAGCCAUUAGCAAGGGACCUCUUUAACGCAGCAUUUGUAUCCUGCUGGACGGAGCUGUACGAUCAGUAUCAAGAAGAGCUCGUACGCUCAAUUGAGAAGGCUCUUACUUCACCCAAUAUCCCUCCUGAGAUACUCCAAAUACUUCUCAAUCUUGCUGAGUUUAUGGAGCAUGAUGAUAAGGCUCUUCCCAUUGAUAUUCGUACACUUGGCAAGUACGCCGCAAAGUGUCACGCAUUUGCCAAGGCACUCCAUUAUAAAGAGCUGGAAUUCGAGCAAGAUCAGAACUCCGGCGCCGUGGAGGCUCUGAUCACCAUUAACAACCAGCUUCAGCAGUCUGACGCCGCUAUUGGUAUCCUUCGCAAAGCCCAAGCAUACAGGGAUGUAGAGCUGAAGGAGACAUGGUUUGAGAAACUUCAGCGAUGGGAAGAGGCACUUGCUGCUUACAAACGCCGUGAGAAAAUUGACCCAGACUCAUUUGGUGUCACUAUGGGCAAAAUGCGGUGUCUGCAUGCGCUUGGCGAGUGGAAGGUAUUAUCUGACCUCGCCCAAGAGAAGUGGAACCAGGCUUCGCUAGAACAUCGCAGAGCCAUUGCUCCCCUAGCAGCAGCAGCAGCAUGGGGACGAGGUCAAUGGGAGCUGAUGGAUUCCUAUUUGGGUGUGAUGAAAGAGCAGUCCCCGGAUAGGUCUUUCUUCGGUGCAAUUCUCGCGAUCCAUCGAAAUCAAUUUGAUGAGGCGACAAUGUACAUUGAGAAAGCUCGGAACGGCCUCGACACGGAACUAUCAGCUUUACUUGGAGAGUCAUAUAACCGUGCCUACAACGUUGUCGUCCGUGUUCAGAUGCUUGCUGAAUUGGAGGAGAUCAUCACCUACAAACAGAACAUUGGGGACCCUGAGAAACAGGAGUCAAUGCGUCAGACAUGGAACAAGAGGUUGCUCGGCUGCCAACAGAAUGUUGAAGUAUGGCAACGCAUGCUCAAGGUCAGGGCGCUCGUCACCUCACCCCGCGAAAACCUUGAUAUGUGGAUCAAAUUUGCCAACCUCUGUCGUAAAUCAAAUCGCAUGGGACUUGCCGAGCGAUCUCUUGCAUCUUUGGAGACUGUUGUCACUGACAACAAUGGCACAAGAACUAUUGCUCCUCCCGAAGUGACGUACGCUCGCUUGAAAUUCAAUUGGGCUACUGGUCGCCAGCGUGAAGCUCUUCAGAUGCUAAAAGAGUUCACUGCAAAUCUGACGGAUGACUUGAAUCGUUUUAACGCGCUCAUGGUAUCACAGCCUGAUCAUAACGGAAUCAAUGGUGUCAACGGAAUUACAGAGGCAAAUCAUGCGGAUAUGAUGGGUCUCCGUGAACGUAUUGGCGAUGUAGCCAAAUUCCGCAAGCUGCUCUCUAAGAGUUAUCUUAGGCAGGGAGAGUGGCAGACAACUUUGCAACGAGGCGACUGGAAGCCCGAACACGUUCGCGAGGUUCUUGGCGCAUAUUCUGCUGCCACGAAAUACAACCGCGACUCGUACAAAGCCUGGCAUUCCUGGGCGUUGGCCAACUUCGAAGUCGUGACAACGAUUGCCAGUCAGACAAGCAGGGACGGGAGUAUCAAGCCCGUAGUCCCUGGCCAUAUUGUGACAGAGCAUGUCAUACCUGCCAUUGGAGGCUUCCUCCGAUCAAUCGCUUUGUCGUCCACCUCGUCUCUCCAGGAUACCCUGAGGCUGCUGACCCUUUGGUUCACUUACGGCGGUGACCAAGAAGUUAAUAAUGUUGUCACAGAAGGCUUCACCGCAGUGAACAUUGACACCUGGCUUGCGGUAACUCCACAACUCAUCGCUCGUAUCAACCAGCCAAACCUCAAGGUCCGCACCGCUGUUCAUCGCCUCCUGGCCGAAGUGGGAAAGGCCCAUCCGCAGGCGCUGGUGUACCCAUUAACCGUUGCGAUGAAAUCGCACAUUACCCGCCGUUCGCAAUCCGCCAGCACCAUUAUGGAUAGUAUGCGGCAGCACAGCGCUACUUUAGUCGAGCAAGCCGAUCUUGUCAGUCAUGAAUUGAUUCGAGUCGCGGUGCUGUGGCACGAACUCUGGCAUGAAGGCUUGGAAGAAGCCUCUCGACUCUACUUCGGUGACCAUGAUGUGGAGGGCAUGUUUGCGACUCUGGCGCCACUGCAUGACAUGCUUGACAAGGGUGCGGAAACGCUGCGUGAGGUUUCUUUCGCGCAGGCGUUUGGACGGGAUCUUGCAGAGGCGAAGCACUAUUGUAUGUUGUACCGUGAGACGGAAGAAAUUGGCGAUCUCAACCAAGCUUGGGAUCUCUACUAUACUGUAUUCCGCAAGAUCAGCCGGCAGCUCCCACAGUUGUCGACUCUUGACCUCAAAUACGUCUCUCCCAGGCUCAAGGACUGUCAUGACCUUGCCCUUGCUGUUCCCGGAACCUACCAGAGUGGCAGACCAAUCAUCCGGAUCAUCAGCUUUGAUCCUAUAUUGCACGUGCUUCAAACUAAGAAGCGACCUCGACGCAUGACUCUGAAGGGAAGCAACGGAAGCUCUUACAUGUAUGCCCUUAAGGGACAUGAGGACAUUCGGCAAGACGAGAGAGUCAUGCAGUUGUUCGGACUUGUGAACACGUUGCUUGAUAACGAUGGCGAAACCUUCAAGCGACAUCUUUCCGUCCAGCGUUUCCCUGCAAUCCCCUUGUCUCAGAACUCUGGUCUGAUAGGAUGGGUCUGCAACAGCGAUACAUUACAUGCGCUGAUCAAAGAGUACCGUGAAAGUCGCCGCAUCCUACUCAAUAUCGAACAUCGUAUUAUGCUGCAGAUGGCGCCAGAUUACGACAAUCUCACUCUGAUGCAAAAGGUCGAGGUCUUCGGAUACGCCAUGGACAACACUACUGGAAAGGAUCUGUAUCGUGUUCUCUGGCUCAAAAGUAAGAGUUCCGAGGCCUGGCUUGAGCGUCGGACGAAUUAUACAAGAUCUCUGGGAGUCAUGUCGAUGGUGGGCUACAUUCUGGGCUUGGGUGACCGUCAUCCGUCCAACCUUCUGCUGGAGCGCGCCACCGGGAGAGUGGUCCAUAUCGAUUUCGGUGACUGCUUCGAGGUGGCAAUGCACCGUGAGAAGUAUCCAGAGAGGGUGCCCUUCCGGUUAACUCGCAUGUUGACUUUCGCCAUGGAAGUCAGCAAUAUCGAGGGAAGCUACCGUAUCACUUGCGAGGCUGUUAUGCGCGUGAUCAGAGACAACAAGGAUUCCCUUAUGGCCGUUCUGGAAGCAUUCAUUCACGAUCCCUUGAUCAACUGGCGUCUGAACAUUCGCGAGUCACCAGAACGGCCGCCGUUCAGCACUGAGCGCCGACAGUCGAUUACGUCCGUCAUGAAUCUUGAACAUGGCGUUCAGCCCAGCAAUUUCUCCCGUCACCGCCGCCCAUCUAUUCUCGACGGUGGUAUCCUCGAUGUCCAAGAGGGCAUUCCGCCCGAAGCCCGUGAGGCACAGAAUGCACGAGCAGUGCAGGUGCUUGCUCGGGUCAAGGAGAAGCUCACAGGUAGAGACUUCAAGCCCACUGAAGAGCUCAAUGUGAGUGAUCAAGUGGACAAACUUCUCGCGCAGGCAACGAGCGUGGAGAACAUAUGUCAGCAUUGGAUUGGAUGGUGUAGUUUCUGGUGA
This is a messenger RNA of Aspergillus lentulus, 7155 nucleotides long. The record is from RefSeq and is a predicted model, not a curated record. NCBI's taxonomy places the organism in Eukaryota, Fungi, Ascomycota, Eurotiomycetes, Eurotiales, Aspergillaceae.